Aspergillus clavatus NRRL 1 is the source of this 819-nucleotide messenger RNA. It is a transcript of the gene rbd2, whose product is annotated as rhomboid protease family protein RBD2. Gene Ontology annotation, cellular component: membrane. Lineage: Eukaryota; Fungi; Ascomycota; Eurotiomycetes; Eurotiales; Aspergillaceae. Gene Ontology annotation, molecular function: serine-type endopeptidase activity. The record is from RefSeq and is a predicted model, not a curated record. The transcript is spliced from 6 exons. The coding region runs from base 1 to 819 and encodes 272 amino acids.
AUGGCAUCACCUACCGCUUUGCCACCAUUGCCAUUCAACCCGAGCAGGGUGAGAUCGUAUCUCCUCCGGCUACCACUUUUCACGCGCAUCGUGGUCCUGGUUAUCAUCGCAUUCUGGCUGCUUGAGUUCCAAACGAUAUGGGGCGUGGUACAAUGGGGCUCAUUGACGCCAGAUGAUAUUGGUCUUGGAAGCAUGUAUCGACUGAACACAUACCCAUUCAUUCACACUGGGUUCUUCCACACUUUUCUGAACCUGUUGGCUCUCACGCCGUUGCUGGAGCGUUUUGAAGCUGAGCAUGGUACUUUGACCGCAGUUGCUUUGUUCAUUGGGCCUCUGUCCACGUUUCCUGCCGGUCUAUAUAUCCUCGUUGAGAAGUUCAUUCUGCACAGAAACACAGCUGUGGUUGGCGCAAGUGUGUGGGUGUUUCUGCUUCUGGGCUCCGAAGCUAUCAGAACAUACAAAUCCAAUCCAUACUUCAGUCUCGGGCCAUACAAGAUUCCAACGUGGACAUCAUCUCUGUUCGCAUGUGCUCUCGUGUCGAUUUUCGUGCCAGACACGAGCUUCCUGGGCCAUCUUUGUUCUGUCUUGAUCGGUUAUUUGCUCGGCCUCGGUUAUCUGAAGGUGUUUGUUCCGCCCGAGAAGAUUCUCAGAUGGAUUGAGGGGAAACUGAACCUGCUGGGCCGCCUGCCACACUAUGUUUCAGUAGACCAGAAAACAUACGGACGAUAUGGUGUGCUCCCUUCGUCGACUGCUGCUGCAGGUGGUGAAAGAUCCACCCCUCUGAGCUAUCUGGGGACAAACCAGCGUCUCGGCCCUUGA